Messenger RNA from Mycosarcoma maydis (corn smut), 2829 nucleotides. Its product is annotated as Chitin synthase 4. Gene Ontology annotation, molecular function: chitin synthase activity. The transcript has a single exon. Lineage: Eukaryota; Fungi; Basidiomycota; Ustilaginomycetes; Ustilaginales. Gene Ontology annotation, cellular component: cell periphery; cell septum. The record is from RefSeq and is a predicted model, not a curated record. The coding region runs from base 1 to 2829 and encodes 942 amino acids.
AUGCCACCUCGCUACCCAUUUGGAGGUGGGGCUCAGUCCGAUGAAGCUCAUCACCAGCCGUUGGAGAGGCGUACGACGGCAGAGGCGCAAGGUAACUCAUUCACGCAUGGCCACACCGCUUAUCCAACGUAUGACAUGGGCGCAGAACCGCAUUCACCACCUCACGUCUCUUAUGAUCCAUACUUGCCUCCUUCCACAUCAGGCGAUCAUUCGGGCUACGAAAUGCCUUCUGCCAACUACAACGACCAUCAUCGUUCUUCAUACCCUCAGGCUAUCCAUAGCCCGCCUCGCAUGACGAAUCCCUACGCCAACUCGCAGCCUCGACAAGGCAGUGCGGAUCCUUUCGAUGAGCAUGACGGUGAUGUGCCCCUCUUGCCAAGAGGCGGCAACUAUGCAUAUGCGCCCGCCUCGCACUUUGACGAGCACGGCAACCAUGUCGGCCCUGUCGACAAGUAUGCCGAUGGAGAUGACGAUGUGAUGGACGAAGACGCUGUCAACGGCCAGGCGAGAGGCCGACUGCUCCACACGCAAGUUCCCCACGAUGACGAUUACAUGCCCGGUGGCUUCGAUCCCAACGUGCUCGAAAAUGGCCAGGCUGGAGGUGUGCGCUUCGGCAAGAUCCCACAACGUGUGCCAAGACGAUACAAGACGCUCAAGAGGGUUGAACUUUACCAUGGCAACCUCGUCCUCGAUUGUCCCGUCCCCUCCAAGCUGCUUGACAAGCUCAACGACCGAGAGUCCCGAGAAUUCACCCAUAUGCGAUACACUGCUGCCACUUGCGACCCCGACGAGUUCAAAACCGAGCGUUACACAUUGCGACAGGUUCUCUUUGACCCUCCUCGUCGCACAGAGCUGUUUAUAGUUCUCACCAUGUAUAACGAGGACGAAGAGCUUUUCACGCGCACCAUGCACGGAGUCAUGACCAACAUCGCCCAUCUUUGUACUCGAGAGCGCUCCAAGACCUGGGGCAAGGAAGGCUGGAAGAAAGUCGUCGUCUGCAUCGUCUCGGACGGCCGUCUCAAGAUCAACUCGCGCACCUUGGCGUGCCUUGCUGCGAUGGGAGUGUACCAGGAGGGCGUGGGCAAGAACGUCGUCAAUGGCAAACCCGUCACUGCUCACAUCUACGAAUACACAGCUCAGCUCUCGAUCGAUCCUAGCAUGCACUUCAAGGGUCGCGAAAAGGGCAUCAUGCCCGUCCAAAUUCUCUUCUGCCUCAAGGAGCGCAACCAGAAGAAGAUCAACUCGCACCGUUGGUUCUUCAACGCUUUCGGCCAGAUCUUGCAGCCCAACAUCUGCGUACUGCUCGAUGUAGGAACCAUGCCAAGACCUCGCUCCAUUUACCAUCUCUGGAAAGCCUUUGACAUCAACUCCAACGUCGGCGGUGCCUGUGGUGAGAUUGUCGCACUCAAGGGCAAAUUUUGGGGCGCACUGCUCAAUCCACUCGUCGCGGCGCAAAAUUUCGAGUACAAGAUGUCCAACAUUCUCGACAAGCCGCUCGAGUCGGUCUUUGGCUACAUCACGGUGCUUCCAGGUGCCUUCUCCGCGUACCGCUACAUUGCGUUACAAAACGAUGCUCACGGUCAAGGGCCCUUGUGCUCGUACUUUAAGGGUGAAACAUUACACGGUGGCCAGUCGGACGCAGACGUCUUUACGUCGAACAUGUAUCUUGCCGAGGAUCGCAUCUUGUGUUGGGAGCUAGUGUCGAAGCGAGACAGCGCCUGGAUCUUGCAUUAUGUCAAGUCUGCCCAAGCAGUCACGGAUGUGCCCGACCAAGUUCCCGAACUGAUCUCGCAACGCCGUCGUUGGCUUAACGGAUCCUUCUUUGCCGGCAUCCACUCGAUCAUCAAGUUUGGCUACAUCUACCGCUCUUCGCAUUCCUUCGGCCGCAAGUUCGCUCUGCACAUCGAGAUUAUUUAUCAGACGAUCCAACUCAUCUUUUCGUGGUUUGGUAUGGCCAACUUCUUUAUCGCCUUUUUCAUUCUCACUAGUGCCAUGAGCGACAAAAUCCAUGCGCUCAAGGUUCCUAAUCUGGUCCUCUCCUACAUCUAUGUUGCCUUUAUCAUCUUCUGCUUCCUGCUUUCUAUGGGUAAUCGACCUGCGGGAAGUAAAGCUGGAUACACGCUAGCUAUGGUGGUGUUUGCGCUCCUAACGGUCUACAUGACGGGCGCUGCAAUCUACUUGGCGGUCGAUUCGAUUCUCAACGCCACCGGUCCCAAUGGCGGUGGAACCGAUGCGCUUGUUUCGAACCGUACGUUUGUCAACAUUGUCAUUUCGCUUGCGGCCACAUUCGGUAUCUGGUUGAUCGCGAGUAUCAUGUUUCUCGAACCGAUGCACAUGGUCACUUCGAUUGUUCAGUACCUGCUCAUGGCUCCCACCUUCGUCAACGUGAUCAGCAUCUACGCCUUUGCCAACAUCAAUGACAUUUCGUGGGGAACGAAAGGAUCGGAUAAAGUCAUGACGGAUUUGGGAGUCGUCGGAGGCUCUGGCAACAACCAGGUCGAAGUUGCCAUUCCGACCGAGUCCAAGGACAUUAACGACGCUUAUGACGAUGCGAUCCAUGUUCUGAGCAACAAGGCGCCCAAAGCCGGGCCUGGCCCUGUCGAUAAGGAACAGAAGCAGAAGGACUACUACGCUACUGUGCGUACCAAUGUGGUACUCUGCUGGAGUUUGAGCAAUGCCGCUCUCGUCGUGGGCAUUCUGAAUAUCAGUUCGAUUGGCACAAGGACCAUCUACAUGGGAUUCCUCUUGUAUUCCGUCGCAGGCUUAGCGCUGUUCAGGAUGAUGGGUUCCACAAUCUACCUGAUUAAGCGGCUUUUCUCUGGAGAAUAG